AUGGCAAAAAAAGUUUUGUCAUAUUAUGAUGUUAUACUUUAUGAAGAGGAUGUAAAAUUAUUUGAUGAUUAUAACUGGAUCAAUGAUCAAUGUAUUGAUUUUUAUAUAGAACCAGCAUUAAUUUACCUUAUAUCCAAUGCUGCUGAUACAAAAUAUUUUAAAAAUGUUAUCCCAAAUCAAGUAUUUUCAUCAGAAAUAUUUUUUAUGAUAAUAAAUAACAAUUUAAAUGUAAAUCAAUCAAUAGGUGGAACUCAUUGGUCAUUAUCAAUCUAUGUUAAAGGGCUUAAUACAUUUUUUCAUAUACAUGUUAACAAUUAA
Molecule: messenger RNA, 318 nt
Organism: Entrophospora sp. SA101
Lineage: Eukaryota; Fungi; Glomeromycota; Glomeromycetes; Entrophosporales; Entrophosporaceae
Source: the annotation of a GenBank genome assembly